Molecule: messenger RNA, 1581 nt
Organism: Aspergillus nomiae NRRL 13137
Lineage: Eukaryota; Fungi; Ascomycota; Eurotiomycetes; Eurotiales; Aspergillaceae
Exons: 1
Coding region: 1-1581 (526 amino acids)
Biological process (GO): transmembrane transport
Molecular function (GO): transmembrane transporter activity
Source: RefSeq, a predicted model, not a curated record
AUGGCUCAAUCAAAAUCCCUGUCGGCAAUUAGUGAUGUACCUCUCGAAGAGCACCGAAAAGCUGACAACAGCGAGGAAGAGAAUAACACCAGUUCUGAGGCAAACCCCAAAGAACAAUAUACUGUCCUAUCCGAGAAGGAGAAGGUUUUCUAUAUAUUCAUCGCUUCUCUUGUUACACUUCUAGGUCCUGUCUCCUCUGACAUCUAUUACCCGGCUCUCGACCUUUUAUCCAAAGAUCUGAAUGUCUCCAAGACUCAGAUGAGCCUCACGAUCACUGCCUUUAUGGUAAAUGCUCCUUGUACUGCCACCUGUUUUGAAAAGCUGAUGAUUAAUUGGAACCUGCAGGUUGCACAAGCAGUAGCCCCGCUCCUAACAGCAAGCGUCUCCGAUCUCAAAGGACGUCGACCAGUCUUUGUUGUGUGUCUUACAAUAUACAUAAUCGUUAGCGUCGCGCUAGCCCUGCAGUCAAGCUUCCCAGCAUUGAUCACCUUGCGCUGUUUGCAAAGCCUCGGGAGUAGUGGUGUGGCGGGAAUCUCUUCGGCAACAACUGCAGAUGUUAUCACAAGAGCUGAGCGUGGCAGGUACUUGGUAUAUACCUCCUUAGGAUGGACUAUUGGACCUGCCAUCGGCCCCAUCAUCGGAGGUAUUCUGGUCCAGUAUCUAGGGUGGCGCAGUAUAUUCUGGUUUCUGACUAUUCUCGGGGGUAUAAUACUCGUUCUCAUUCUCGGAUUCCUCCAGGAAACAUGCCGGGUCAUUGUAGGAGAUGGGAGCGUGCCUCCACCGCGCUGGAACCAACCUGUACUGGCACUUCUGCGCCCCAAGCACCGAGUGAGCCCCAAUCACCAGAGUCUCGUUACGUUUCGACGUAGGCCUGGUGUGUUCGAUAGUGUUCGGCUCGUCGCGACGAAGCAGUUCGGGUUUCUGAUCCUAUUCAGCACAUUUAUCAUGUGCGGCUGGAAUGUGAUUUUAAGCUGCAUUCCUUUUCUGUUUGAGAGCAAGUACAACUUCAAUGCACUCCAAGUCGGGCUAGCAUACAUUCCCUUUGCUGUUGGCGGCCUGACAGCUCGCUGGACCUGCGGUACCUGGACUGACCGUAAUUUCAAACGUCACGGGCGGCUUGCUGGCGUUGAGAUUGUCCGAAACCAGCAGUCAAAACACAUGUUACUGAAGAUCCCUCUAGAAAAGGCCCGCAUUGAGAUCAUCUUGCCUAUGGCAUUCCUCUGGUUUGUCUGCCUGAUUGCUUACAGUUGGCUGAUGCAGUACGACGUCCAUGUGUCGGCCCCAUUGGUGGUGAUGUUUUUCCUGGGCAAUGCAACAGCCGGAACUAGUAACGUUCUGAGCAUGCUAAUCAUAGAUCUCCAUUCUCAUCAACCCGCCACUGCGAUGGCAGCGCUUAAUAUAGUCAGAUACGGAGCCAGUGCUGGAGCAGUAGCGGCAACCAUACCUUUAAUCAACACUAUUGGCAUCGGGUGGACGGGGACGCUCUUCGCCUUGAUCGGUCUGGUUAGUUCCCCAGUGUUAUGGGUUGUAUAUAUUCAUGGUCACGAUUGGAGACGCGCGAAGGAAAGCACAGAACAAUAG